UCGACAUUAAUAUACGGUCUAGUUUAUAUUAUAUUUCAAUUAUAUAAAUUCCUAAAAUAAUAUUAAAGAAUCCGCCAUGUUGAAAAAGUAAUAUUCAUCGUUCCCCCCGGAAUCGUGAAUGUCAUGGCGAGAGUUCGAAAGCCUUCGGUUGUCUUGCGUUUAGCUCUCUAUGGCUGCCCAAAUAGACCGUUUUUUCAUAUUGUAGCAGGGAAAAGAAGAGCAGCUAGGAAUAGAUAUAUAUACGAACAGGUAUGGGAAGUGUAUGCUUCAUAUAUUUUGAACAUGUGUUUUGUACGAGGUUUUGUAGACUUUGUAUAAUAAUUCCCUUUCCAAAUAGUGUUUAUUAACUCCCCCCCGGCUAGGUUACCUUUACAAAUUUCAUAUAACAGUUUCCAUACAAACUAAUAUUAAUGCCCCAGAAAUUUUGCAAGUACAUCGGAGCAGGAGGGUGUAUAAAAACAAAUUGCCUGUAGUAAUUGUUGAAAAGAAGAUUUUUGAGUGUAGUUGAAAAUUAGUUUUGUUGUAGAAAUUUAGUUGUCCCAUUUUUUCCUAGCUUGGUGUGUAUGACCCAAUGCCAAAUGAACACAACGAGAAAGUUGCCACCCUGAACAUUGAGCGAAUAAAGUAAGUAUGACAUUUAUAAGAUGAUGUUCAUUUGCCAUAGGCAUAAUUGGUGUCUGAACUACAAGAAAAAGAUUGAAAUUUUGAGUGAAGAGGCUGUUCAAUUUGCAAACCUUCACUCCCAACCAUGGAGGGCUUUUGGUCUUUUUCCAGGCAGUUGAGGCACAGACUAUGUUAUGUCAAAUUUGUUGUAUUUGCUGUGAAACAAUUUUUGCCUGAUUUAGAUACUGGCUAGCUCAUGGGGCCGAACCAAAAAAAUCUGUUGCAGUUCUUUUGGGAUUGGUAAGAAAUGUGUCCAGUUUAUGCACAAUACUACAUGAAAAUAACAAAUUUCCAGUUAUUUUUGUUGACAUGUUUCCUUGUUUAAAAGUUGGUGAAUGUUUUAGGCUGGAAUUCUUCCAGUUCAUCCGUACAGUGUUGAAGUGGCCAGGCGGAACAGAGAGAAUCCUGUAACAGAUUCUGGACAGGAUAGUAUCACUGAGGAUACAGAGGAACAGGAGGAGUAGAGAAUGAAACAUAAAGAGCUACAAUGAAGGAUGUGUGGGGCAAAGUUCUCUAACACUUUCUGCAUAAGGAGACUAAAGGGGCACUAAAAUGUCUGUACUAGCAAAGGAAAGACUGAGAAAUUUUGGAUUGUUAGAAAGUUGUGAAGCAAUUGUCUGAUAACAUAUUUUAUAAGAGAAUUUAUUAUUUCCCCCAUUUAUUUAUACAUUUUAAUGUUUAGCUAGACAUUAUCUAAAUGUAACUCAAAUUGAAAACUAACUAAAUAUUAGCUACAAAUUACAUACAUAUUUUUCAGAAAAAAAUAUUCAAUGAUUUAACAGCCUCGCACAGUGUAAAGGCUUAAUUAACCUAAAUAAUGAAACUAAAUAAACAUUUACUAUUUAUAAUUAUUAUGUUUUAAAUUUUUCUUCAAAGCUUUCAAAUUAUGCUCACCAGACCACAUUGUCUUGAAUAUAGACCUGAAAAUAAGAAAAUAAAAA
Molecule: messenger RNA, 1604 nt
Organism: Paramuricea clavata
Lineage: Eukaryota; Metazoa; Cnidaria; Anthozoa; Malacalcyonacea; Plexauridae
Source: the annotation of a GenBank genome assembly